ACAUUUUUACAUUUUCCAUCUACACAACGAAGGAAUUUCCGUACAAUACCGCUACCCGAAAACUCUUUCAUCUCUUAUUCCCGAUAGACGGCAUACACACACGCACAGCAAAGGAAAAAAAAAGAAAAACAACAAAAUGACGUCAAACAGCGCUUUGUUGAACGCAGCACACGCCAUGCUCUCUUCCGACCUGUUGCCCAAUGUGAAUCUGUCUAGUUUUGAUAAACUAGUAACCGACGAUGAGUUGCGCGAUUUCCUAAAAUUAUACGAAAAAUAUAACUAUGCGAAACGUAAUUCCACACACGAACCGGAAUGCUAUGACUACUGCACGGGCGAAUUGUAUCGGAUGUUGCGCACCUACAAUGGUGUGCAUGGCUACGUGGCGUUGUUGAUUUGCAUAUUCGGCACAAUUGCAAACAUCCUAAACAUAAUCGUCCUAACCAAAAAGGAUAUGGCCAAAGCGCCCAUCAACAAAAUACUCAAAUGGCUGGCGAUAGCAGAUAUGUUUGUGAUGAUCGAGUACAUACCAUUCGCAUCCUACCAGUACAUCUACAUGAAACCAGGCGAGAAGGACUUCAGCUAUGCUUGGGCGGUGUUCAUCCUUUUUCAUAUGCAUUUUACCCAAGUCUUGCAUACGAUUUCCAUUGGACUGACGGUAACAUUGGCGAUAUGGCGUUAUGUGGCCAUAAGGCAUCCACAUGGACGAUUCGCAGCCUUCCUCUUGUCACAUUGCAAUGAAGCUAUUAUAUUCUCCUUCAUAGUUUCUCCGAUUGUCUGCUUUCCCACAUUGUUUGUGUUCAAGGUGGGCGAGAGUUAUGUGGACGAUAGUACGGAGCCGUUGUACCACGUCUACGCGGACAAGGAUACGCAUUUGUACAGAAUUAACUUUUGGAUUCAUUCGGUGAUUAUUAAGUUGUUGCCCUGCUGCAUACUAACGGUGAUUAGCUUCAUAUUGGUACGAGUACUGUGUGAGGCAUCGAAGCGUAAGCAAAAACUGAAGGAAUAUAACAAUCCGGGAAAAGGUGGCAGCGGCGUCAAUGGUGGCGGUAGCUGUGGCGGCGAAGUGCCACUGACGGAGCAACGACAUCCACAACGACCCCCAAAAUGUGAUCGCCGCACUGAUCGCACCACAAUGCUGUUGGUGGCCGUACUCAUACUCUUCCUGGUCACCGAAUUUCCACAGGGUAUACUAGGCCUGCUAUCGGGUGUUUUGGAGAAGUGCUUCUUCUUUGUUUGCUAUCCACCCUUCGGUGAAAUGAUGGAUCUGCUGGCACUCAUAAAUGCCGCGGUUGGCUUCGUACUCUAUGGCCUAAUGUCGAAACAAUUCCGCACAACAUUCAAAUCAUUAUUUUUCAAAAAGAAUUUCGGUAGCAUGGAAAUGACACGACUGACGCGGGUCACCACGACGUGUGUUUGACUCCGAUGUGGAGGGUCACCUUAACUGCUUUAAAUGCUGCAAGCGCUGUAGGGGCUGUGUUGACUGCUGAACAACUACUUGUGCAACUGUAUGCCGUCGGUAAGCUAAUGCUAACGCUGCUCGGCUCAUUAUAAUUCGUACGUAACGAUUCAGAUCAAAAUUCAGUUGUCCGCAUUAGUACUUAUAAAUUCGAAUUUAUAGAGAAUUAUUUUGUGUUGAAUGGUAGCGGUUUUUGAUGUUAUUGCAAUGCGCUGUGGUCGGCAGUGCCGGUGUUCCUUCUAUUACCCAACGUAUACUAGUUGGGUAGAGAGAAAAGAGAGAAGAGAGAAGUCUAGGGAUAUGCUCCUACUGAGGAGAGGAAUGUUAAAUGGAAGUGUAAGGGGAUUUUUCUCCACAAUUGAGACUGCGUGUUUACGGUCGAUUCUUUGUUUAGUUGUAAGUGAAAAGUAUGCUGUUAUAAAUUUUAGAUUAAAAUUUUUUAAAAUAAUUAUAAGCUUUUUUAUAAUCCCUAAUACAUAGCAGUAAGUGAGGUGUGGCAGUUGGAAUACUUUGCUAAGUAAAGGUUUAAAAUUUCGAAAUGAAUUUGUUAGUUAAGAAAAUUGUGAACUAUCGUAAAAUUAAAUUAAAUUGUAAGUAAAAAAUUCAUCAAUACAAAGUGCCAUUCGUUAAGAAAUCAAGAAGUGAAAAUAGUGUUUGUAUAUUUUACAUUUUUUUAAGUAAUUUUUCUAGCAUUAAGCGCAACAA
Molecule: messenger RNA, 2161 nt
Organism: Anastrepha ludens (Mexican fruit fly)
Lineage: Eukaryota; Metazoa; Arthropoda; Insecta; Diptera; Tephritidae
Product: G-protein coupled receptor dmsr-1
Exons: 6
Coding region: 137-1417 (426 amino acids)
Biological process (GO): G protein-coupled receptor signaling pathway
Cellular component (GO): membrane
Molecular function (GO): G protein-coupled peptide receptor activity
Source: RefSeq, a predicted model, not a curated record